This is a messenger RNA of Bolinopsis microptera, 1395 nucleotides long. RefSeq lists its product as uncharacterized. Gene Ontology annotation, cellular component: nucleolus. Bases 40 to 798 code for a protein of 252 amino acids. Lineage: Eukaryota; Metazoa; Ctenophora; Tentaculata; Lobata; Bolinopsidae. The transcript is spliced from 5 exons. The record is from RefSeq and is a predicted model, not a curated record.
GAUGCCAACAAGAAUAGAAAUGGUUUCGAUGUUUUUGAUAUGAAGAAGGUUUUGUAUUUUAUAGAAUUUUAUCAAGCUAAUCACAUCUUGUUCCUUUUUAACAUAACAAAGGAAAACCAGCCGAUUGAAGAUCCUGAUACUCUAUACAAGGAGGUGUUAGAAUAUGCUGAAAUUUUUGGACCAGUAUGCACACUUAAUCUUAAAAUUGACAAGAACCAAAAGCCUUAUUAUAUUUUAAAGUACUUCUCACAUGAGAGCUGUGAUGAUGCAAUUUCUAAUUUGGCAGUGGCUCUCAACAGUUCUGGUAUCCGCUGCAACUUAAAACCUAUCAAAAGUGGUAAUGGAAUCCACAACAAUUCUCCCCUUCUACUUCACCAGUGCAGCAACUUACUGAAUAACUUUGUGGGAUUUUCAAACUGGUCUCUUGUUGUAGCUGGAAGGGAUGUUGUUGUAACUCCUGAUAUCACUGUUUCUAUUUCAGUUGAGAUAAACAUCCCUCAAUUUGACAUCACUGCCACUGGCUUUGGAAAAUACAGCUGUGGAGAAGCUCAGUUAUCCUUAAAAUCGAAAGGAACGAAACUGUCAGUUGCCAAUAAGAUGGCAUAUGCUCGCGCAUGUUCAGAUGCAUUCUCAACUCUUGCAGUUGUUAUAUUACCCUCUGGGAAGUGUUACGUCGCUCAUAUUGAUACCACUGAAAAUAUACAUCUGGACUUCGAGGUUAACGAGGUUGACGAAACAGCAGAUUUAGAUAUGUCGGAAAUGCUUGACCUAUUACUUUCACAGCCCGGGGAUGAUUGAAUUACUGGUAUAUACUGUAUAUAUUGUACGGACAACGGUAAGUUGUCUGAGUUAGCAACCCCCUAGUUUGUUGGGCAACUGCUCUCUCAAUCAUCAAAAAUACCGGGCUAGAACUCCCUCCACCCCCCUCCACCCCCCUCCACCCCCUCUUACCUUCACACUCGAAAUGUGCCCAAAUUAACAUUGCUCAGAAUACGCACCAUUUAGUAGCUGGAUGGGUCGUACGAUAAUUUUCUCAGCUCGCUACUGAAUAUGUACCUGGUCAACGUAAUAUUAACUAUAUAUUUUCUUCGCUGAAUAAUGUGAAUAUUAAUAUCUAACUCUGACAUUUACACUGAGUUAUAAUCUGUAUUCGAAUAUUAAGUCUUUUCACAGAAUCGUUAUUGACACUUAACAUAUUUUUUCUUUGGAUUAUUUUGAAGUUCGUAAUUUGAAUAAAUUUUGUACGGUGAACUUUCCUCUAGUUUUUUGUAGAUUGUUGUUGUUAAUAGCGUAGAUCGUGAUGAUGAAAUGUAAUUAAGUUGUAUUAAGUAAUUAAGUUGUAUCAAAUACCCUAAUAUAAUGUUUUUCUGUAAUCGUGAUUUUCAUGGCGAGUUU